This is a messenger RNA of Suillus clintonianus, 1389 nucleotides long. RefSeq lists its product as uncharacterized. Lineage: Eukaryota; Fungi; Basidiomycota; Agaricomycetes; Boletales; Suillaceae. The coding region runs from base 157 to 1134 and encodes 325 amino acids. The transcript has 17 exons. The record is from RefSeq and is a predicted model, not a curated record.
CUGUGUAUUAUGAUCCAAAAUAAAUAAUAAACCUCCCUAUCAACACUACUUCUGUUGAUGCGCGCAUCGCUCUUAGACAGGGUAUAAGUCACGAAGUUGGAGGACCUUACGACCCUCUUACAACUCUCUUGGGAGUACUGGAUUCUAGCACCCAACAUGGCACAACUUGAUCUGAAUAGCACCUUCGGUGCGCUUUAUAUCGGCGCUGCUAUCGGUGCAAUUUUUUUCGGCCUGAGCAAUGUCCAAGUGUUUCUUUACUUCCAGUCACGCAGAAACUCGGGAUUCACAUUCUACAAGUUUGCGGUAUGCUGGCUCUGGUUUCUAGAUGCUUUGCAUGUCGCUUUGGUGAAUCAUAUGAUAUACUAUUAUCUGAUCUCCAACUACGCAAACCCACUGGCUCUUCUUGAAAUGGUGUGGAGCUUUAAGGCACUAAUAGUCAUCGACGUAUGUAUUGUGUAUAGCGUGCACCUCCUAUACCUGCAGCGUAUAUGGAUAAUUAGCAGAGGGAGGACCAGAUUUCUCCCUGUGUUCAUGACGGUAUUAAUCGUCUUGGCAUCAAGUGUUGGCUUCGUUCUCUUCUGGGCUGUAUUCAAGUCCUACCUUUUUACGGACCUGGCCAAGAUUCGGUGGACCAUCUACUUGAGUUUGGGCACAAUGACUAUGAUCGAUUUUCUCAUCGCCUGUUCAUUGUGUUACCUCCUUGCCUCUGCCAAGACGGGGUUCACUAAAACGGAUAUGACACUCCGGACGCUCGUAAGAGACAUUAUUAAUACAGGAUGCCUAACAAGUAUGUGCUCGAUGGCGUGCAUCAUCACGGACGCAUCAAUGCCAAACAACUUCGUCUUCCUCGCAAUCGAGUUUCUACUGUCCAAAUUAUACGUGAACUCCUAUAUGGCUCUACUGAACGCGCGUCAUUAUCUAGGGUCGGAUGGAGGCUCCCACAGUUCCCAAAACCGAACUCCGCAUGUUUAUCGCCCAGAGUUACCGGUCGACGUUUUACGUGAAUCACAAGACAGAUCUACCCCCCAAACAUCCAACGUCGACAAGUUCCAGAUCUCUGACAGCGCUCUGGAGCACGCCAAUUACUAUCCUCCUGCCUCGGCUCGUUCCAAGAUGACUGAUAUGGUCGUAUAGAUGGUGUCGUUCUUGAAGCAAAAUGAGGUGGUGUCUGUCUAUCGGUGUCUCAGAGCUUGCUUACUGGCGUAAUACAUUAUGGAAUAUUUAACCCUGUACCUUUACAUAUUUGUUCGGUGCUGGGAUAUCUUAGUCGAGGUUUAUUUACUCGAAUAAACAACCCUUCAAUAAUCUCUCUGUUUCCCCUGGGACCUUUGACCGUUGUUUAGCAGUGAUUCCUGUCGUUCAAACGUUCAAGCUUGAAUCUCAGUGAGA